Fusarium venenatum is the source of this 711-nucleotide messenger RNA. NCBI's taxonomy places the organism in Eukaryota, Fungi, Ascomycota, Sordariomycetes, Hypocreales, Nectriaceae. The record is from RefSeq and is a predicted model, not a curated record.
AUGUCAGCUCAAGACUACUACAGUGGCGGCGGAGGCAGUGGUGGUGGCUACAACCACCAGCAGCAGCAAGGCUAUGGACAACAACAAGGUUAUGGCCAACAACAGGGCGGUUAUCCUCAGCAGCAACAGUACUCGCAGGGCUCCAACUACGGCUCUCAACAGCCCAACUACGACAACCGUGACCAGUCAUACGGCCACCAGCAAGGUGGCCAAUACGGCGGUUCCAACGCCUACCCCGACGGCCCAGGUGGACCUGGCGGACCAGGAGGACCUGGAGGACCUGAUGGCGAGCGAGGACUGGGUGCUACACUCGCAGGAGGUGGUGCCGCCGGAUGGGCUGCCCACAGCGCUGGAAGUGGUCUUCUAGGCAGCCUUGCCAGUGCCGCUGCUGGAGCCAUCGGUGCAAACUUCAUCGAGCAUAAGUUCAAGAAGCACAAGAAGGAGAAGAACAAGAAGCAUCACCGAGACGGACGUCCUCGAGCUUACACAGGCGACUCAACCAGCAGCAGUGACUCCGACUCUGGUGAUGACCGACGCCGAAGUGACGAUCGCCGCCGACGUAGGGAUGAGGAUCUCGCCUAUGGCAAGUCACAGUAUGACAACCAAUCAAGCCAUGGAGGCUCCAGCCAUCACGGUGGUUCCUAUGGUGGCCAACAGGGUUAUGGUGGCCAGGGAUACGGAGGACAGGGUGGAUAUGGUGGCCGAUACUAA